AUGUCGGCAACGGCGUUUUUCGCUGCCAGAGUCGGUCAUAUGUAUGGUGACUGGGAACUAGUUCAAGGAAGCCGUUCUUUGUAUAUUGAUGGUUUUGCUCAGCUCCAGCAGGCACUGAAGAAUCCAUCAAGCCGGUUAUCUGACGAGACACUGGCGGCUUGCAUGGCUCUAUCAUUCUAUGAACUUAGCGAGGGGCCUCCAGGACCCGGAAAUGCCGUUGGUACUCAUCCAAAGGGCGCUAUAAUCCUUCUUAAGAUGCGAGGUAUAGAGGCAUGCGGUGUUUCAUCACUGGGUCACGCGUUCCUUUUGGCUCUGCGAAUACAAAUGAUUCUUAAAAGUUUGAUUUAUCGCCAUCCAUCAUUUCUGUCCGAGCCCGACUGGAUGGAGAAACCCUGGGGCACAAUAACCAAGUCUCCGGCGGACAGAUUGUGGGAUAUUCUUGCUGAUAUAGUGGGUGUCAAUUCCAAAUUCGACAAGUCACUCCAGGAGUACAAUAGAACGGGUAGUGACCUUUAG
Molecule: messenger RNA, 516 nt
Organism: Penicillium odoratum
Lineage: Eukaryota; Fungi; Ascomycota; Eurotiomycetes; Eurotiales; Aspergillaceae
Exons: 2
Coding region: 1-516 (171 amino acids)
Source: RefSeq, a predicted model, not a curated record